Messenger RNA from Cicer arietinum (chickpea), 2544 nucleotides. RefSeq names its product cleavage and polyadenylation specificity factor subunit 3-II. Lineage: Eukaryota; Viridiplantae; Streptophyta; Magnoliopsida; Fabales; Fabaceae. The record is from RefSeq and is a predicted model, not a curated record. Gene Ontology annotation, molecular function: RNA endonuclease activity. Gene Ontology annotation, biological process: snRNA processing. Gene Ontology annotation, cellular component: nucleus.
GUUAUUCUAUAACAGAGUAACAGACGGCCUCACACAAUGCUCAUUCUGUUUUCAGCGGCUGGGAGGUUUUUAAUUCAAAGACGACGCCAUUGUCCAUCCUUUCCCUUCUCAACAAGGAUUGAGAGCACCAAUAGCGCAAGUCAUAAUUUAAUACACACUGAUGAAUGAAUAUAUAUAGUAUUGAUUAAUUAAUACAGUAGCUUCACAUUACUCCAAUAAUAAUACAACUACUACUGCAAGUGCAAAAAUAGUAAACAACAACAGCAUCCAUGGCCAUCGAAACUCUUGUUUUAGGCGCUGGUCAAGAGGUUGGGAAAAGCUGCGUAGUGGUGAACAUCAAUGGAAAGAGAAUCAUGUUCGAUUGUGGCAUGCAUAUGGGUUACACUGACCAUCGUCGAUUCCCUAAUUUUUUUUUUUUUUUUUGAGAUUGAUGUUGUUGUUGUUUAUUUGUUUGUGAAAUUAAAUUGUGCAGUCACUUGGAUCAUGUUGGAGCGUUGGUUUACUUCACUGAAGUUUGCGGGUAUCGUGGCCCGGUUUACAUGACGUACCCAACAAAAGCUUUGUCUCCUUUGAUGUUGGAAGACUAUCGGAAAGUGAUGGUUGAUCGUCGGGGUGAGGAAGAACAAUUCACUUCUGAUCAUAUUGCCGAGUGCAUGAAGAAAGUUAUUGCUGUAGAUCUGAGGCAGACUGUGCAAGUAGAUGAAGACCUGCAGAUACGUGCAUAUUAUGCAGGACAUGUUAUUGGAGCUGCGAUGUUCUAUGUAAAAGUAGGAGACGCAGAAAUGGUUUAUACAGGAGACUACAAUAUGACACCAGAUAGACACCUAGGAGCAGCUCAAAUUGAUCGACUGCGACUUGAUCUUCUUAUAACUGAGUCUACAUAUGCGACUACAAUACGUGAUUCAAAAUAUGCUCGAGAAAGGGAAUUCCUCAAAGCCGUUCAUAAAUGUGUUUCUGGUGGAGGAAAGGUGCUUAUUCCAACAUUUGCUCUUGGAAGAGCUCAGGAACUAUGCAUUUUGUUGGAUGACUACUGGGAGCGCAUGAAUUUGAAGGUUCCUAUCUACUUCUCUGCAGGAUUAACUAUUCAAGCUAAUAUGUAUUACAAGAUGCUUAUUGGUUGGACAAGCCAGAAGAUUAAAGAUACCUACUCCACGCAUAAUGCAUUUGAUUUUAAGAAUGUUCACAAAUUUGAGAGGUCUAUGAUAGAUGCUACUGGUCCUUGUGUUCUCUUUGCUACUCCUGGGAUGAUAAGUGGUGGAUUUUCACUUGAAGUUUUUAAGCACUGGGCACCGUCAGAAAAUAAUCUUGUCACUUUGCCUGGGUAUUGUGUGGCUGGAACUGUAGGACAUAAAUUAACGUCGGGUAAGCCGACCAAAAUUAAUACAGAUCCCGACACACAGAUUGAUGUGCGUUGCCAGAUUCAUCAGUUGGCUUUUAGUCCUCAUACCGAUUCUAAAGGGAUAAUGGAUCUUGUAAAGUUUCUCUCCCCAAAGCAUGUUAUACUAGUGCAUGGUGAGAAGCCUAAGAUGGCUUCUCUAAAAGAAAGAAUUCAUUCUGAAUUGGGGAUUCAAUGUUAUAAUCCUGCAAACAAUGAAACCGUAUGCAUUCCUUCAACUCAAUAUGUAAAUGCAGAAGCCUCUGGUACUUUCAUCCGAAACUGCUUGAAUCCAAACUUCCAGUUUCAGAAAUGCAGUUCAGAAGACACGAGCAACUCUACUAUGAUAGACAAAAACUUAACGCCCAAACUUCAAGUUGAAGAUGAAAGAGUAGCAGAUGGAGUUUUGGUCAUGGAGAAAAGCAAAAAGGCAAAGAUAGUAAACCGAGACGAACUUUUGCUCAUGUUGGACGAAAAGAAGCGCAAGGUUUAGUUUACAUAUUGGUGAAUGGUAGUGACUCAAUAGACUGCUUAACUGAGCCCUUGGCUAACGUUCUUACAUUCAAAGCUUUGUGGUUACUGAUCUGGAGGAAUCAAUCAAUAUUUUGGAAAAUAUAUGCAAAUCGAGUAAUUUUGCGCAUCUCUCUUUUGAAGCAUGAAUGUUUUAGGAAGGAAAUCUUCCAAAGUACAAUCAAAGCAGUAUAUUGCUUCUACAUUUGUUCAGCAGUGAAAAAGAAAUUUUGCAAGGAAACUAAUUUCAGCAUUGUAGAGCAUAAAUAGAUGGCCCAUGCUUAUGUCAGAGCUCUGAAUCAUGUAUAUGAACCAACAGAACACCAGAUUAGAAGAGUCAGUUAAAUGGAACAGCAUGAGUUGGAAUCAUUAUACUUUUCUUUGCAAGGAAUUUGAUUGAGAAUAGGCUUGUGCUGCAAUAACAUGGAGCAUUUGAUAAUGUCUUGCUGUUUGGGAUUAACAAGAUUCAGUAACUAUGUGCUCAUAAUUUAGGCUCCAGUGUUUAUGAUGCUGGAGAAAGGAAUUUGAUCAUUUUCGAGUUCUAUAUAACUUUUAAGAAUUAUUUUUAAAUAUUUAAUUGGAAUAAGUCAAGAAUUUGAUCAUUAUACUGUUUUCAAUGAAUUGCAGUUCAGUUUCGUUUUAUAUUUUUUGUUUAAAAA